AUGAAGUCUGCCGCCGCCCUCGUGAGCCUGCUCCUCUGGUGUGGCCUGCCGUCGGCUUGCCACGGGCACGGGAAGCACGACGACGACGACAAGGAAUGGUCAAAAGAGGAGCUGGCCGAGCUCGAGGCGAAAUGGGGCGCCGAGUGGGGGUUCUCGGGAAUCGGGUCCUUUGCGCAUCUCGAGCACGUCAAGUGCUUGACGGACCCAGGGGCGCGGUACGACAUUGCCAUCAUCGGCGCGCCAUUUGACACGGCCGUCACGUUUCGCCCAGGCGCCCGAUUCGGCCCCCGUGCCAUCCGCCAUGCUUCGUCUCGGCAGACGGCCUUUCGCGGCUUCAACCCGCGGGCCGGCAUCAACCCGUACCAGAGCUGGGCCAAGAUUGUCGACUGCGGAGACAUCCCCAUCACGCCCUUUGACAACAACAUUGCUCGCGAGCAGAUGACGCAGGCCCUGAAGAGUCUGGGCGAGCGGGCGUCGGUGUCGGCGCUGAGCCCCAAGCCCAGGAUGGUGACGCUCGGCGGCGACCACAGUCUGACACUGCCUGCGCUGAGGGCCCUGAACCACGUUUACGGACGGCCGGUCCGGGUGCUUCAUUUUGACGCGCAUCUCGAUACGUGGAAUCCCGAGGCAUACCCGUCGCACUGGGGCGCCACGCAGUUCACGCACGGCUCCAUGUUCUGGAUGGCCAAGCGCGAGGGCCUGCUGUCCAACUCGACGUCGGAGCCGUCGGUGCACGCGGGCCUGCGGACGCGGCUCAGCGGCUCGGCGUGGGCCGACUACGACGACGACGGGUCGCAGAACUGGAUCCGGUUCGCGGCCGACGACAUCGACGAGCGCGGCACGGCGGGCAUCGUGGCGGGCAUCAUGCAGGCGCUGGGCACCGAGGACCCCGUGUACCUGUCGGUGGACAUUGACGUGCUGGACCCGGCGUUUGCGCCCGGGACGGGGACGCCGGAGCCCGGGGGGUGGACGACGCGGGAGCUGAUCCGGGUGCUGCGCGGCAUCGAGGGGCUCAACGUGGUGGGCGCCGACGUGGUCGAGGUGUCGCCGGCGUACCAGGGCCGCGGCGAGGAGACGGCGCUGGCGGCGGCGCAGGUCGUCUACGAGGUGCUCACGUCCAUGGUCAAGCGCGUUCUCGAGGACAAAGGCCGGUCGAGUGGCAGGGACGAGCUGUAG
Molecule: messenger RNA, 1176 nt
Organism: Hirsutella rhossiliensis
Lineage: Eukaryota; Fungi; Ascomycota; Sordariomycetes; Hypocreales; Ophiocordycipitaceae
Product: arginase family domain-containing protein
Exons: 4
Coding region: 1-1176 (391 amino acids)
Molecular function (GO): metal ion binding; agmatinase activity
Source: RefSeq, a predicted model, not a curated record